ACAAAGAUUUUAUUAAUUGAGUCUUUGUCUCACUAAACAGAUCUUCCUAUGCUCCCUGCAUCGCUACCAGGAAUUUGUGGCGGCACGAUGACUUUGACCGAUUCUAGAUCUUCCAUUAGCUUCUCUUCUCUUAUCUACGACAACGGCGAAUCGUCCGCAUCAUCGUUUGCAGCUGAAUGCACCAUGCACAUUAACAGUCAGUCGGGUCAGGAUGUCCAGGCAGUUCUGGAUGAUAUCCAAUUAAUCAAUGAGUACGUACGAAUCUACGACCAUCCUUCAUCAAGCGAUACAGAGUUCUUGGUGACUACCUUAUACAGCACUGAACAGGCAAGGGCAACUGUGUUUUCAUCACAAGGCGGGCUGACCCUUGUGUAUUCUGCAAAUCAACUAACAUCGCAUGGUCGAGGGUUCCGGGCUGAAGUCAGUAUCUUGGAUGGUAUUCCAUAUGAAAGUGAUGGACUCUGCGGGGGCGUUAUCUCUCUCUCGGAUUCUACACCAAACCAUACCUUCACCACUCCCCUUUACAACAAUCCAUCAAUGGACAACGUUGAAAUCGACUUCACUCUCCACAUCCUAUCCCCCGAAGGAAAGCAGGUGCAACUGAUGUUCCUUGAUAUUUCAACAACCACGAGUGAGACUAUUUCAGUCUAUGAUUACCCACAAUCCUCUUCGCAGCGUUUUACCUAUAUCUCCGGAUCGGUCAAUGUCGAGGUGACAGUCUAUUCAUCCGCUAAUGGACUGACUGUCAUCUAUCUGGAUAGCUCUUAUAAAUACAACGGCCGUGGUUUCAAAGCAGUUGCUAGCGUCAUUGCAGAUGUGUCACCAUGGACUUUUCCGAGUUUUGCUGGUGGAACUAUCGAUUUAUUUGAAUCAAGACCGAAUGCGACCUUCUACACUCCUUUCUACUUCCCAUCGUCGAAUAAUGACGUGACCCUUGAUAUUCUAUUCCACAUCUUGUCUCCGGCGGGUAGCCAAGUCCUACUUUCCUUUAUUGAUAUUGCUACAACCUCGAACGAGAAGAUUUCUGUCUACGACCAUCCGUUUUCCAUGUCUACAGAGUAUAGGGUAGCUCACAUCUACGGCCUACUCGACACAGGUGCCGCUUUUUUCUCAACGCAAGGUGGUUUUACAGUAGUGUACGAUGACAGCAGUAGCUCAAGCAAUGGUCCAGGAUUCCGUGCCGUAGCGAGAAUAUUAGAUAUCGUUCCUUCCGGUCAGUCAGCACUUUGUGGUGGAACUGUAGUGCUUGACCAAACAACACCUAAACUCAAUUUCUCGUCACCCCUGUAUGAUAGUCCAUCCUUUGUAGAUGUCCACGUCGACUGUAGAAUUCAUAUUACAAGCCCUGAAGGGAAGCAGGUACGACUUAACUUUAUUUACAUCUAUACAACUAUUAGUGAAAGUAUCUCUGUUUACGACCAUCCAUAUUUGUUGACAUCCCGUGUAGCCUUCUUCGUAGGGACCCUUACAGCGCCCUCAGCGGUGUACUCGUCUUCUGGAGGGUUAACCAUCACCUACGACGAUGGAAACGAUCUGUUCAACGGGCCCGGAUAUCUAGCUGAAGCAAGCGUUCUAGAUGGCCUUCCCGCCAAUGAGACUGGAUUCUGCGGCGGAACUAUGACUUUUACUGCGGAUUCACCAGUAGUCACCUUUGCCACGCCUAUGUAUGAUGAUCCCUCUACUUCCGAUAUCAACAUGGACUGCACCAUGCACUUUGUUGCUCCAUCUGGCAGUCAUAUCCAGCUCAUCUUCUCCAACUUUGUUACAACAACCUCAGAAGAGCUUGUUGUCUAUGACCAUCCUUCGAGUCAAUCAGCAAAUGCCGAAACAUCGCACCUUUGGGGACCUUUGAACUCCAGAGUUGCCUUCUUCUCGAGUCAAGAAGGAUUAACUCUCAAUUACAUAGAUGGGAGUAACUCAUUCAAUGGACCCGGUUUUAAAGCCGAGGUUCGGCUUUUAGAUUGGAUGGAUGGGGACAUUGUACCCAACCAACGAGGAUUCUGCGGGGGAACAUUCGCCCUGUCUUCCUUCUUGCCAAAUGUGACAUUCUCCUCCCCGAUCAACAACAAUCCUUUUAGCAGUGCCUUCUCCAAAUGUGAAAUCCAUAUCACAAGUCCUAUUGGAAAACAAGUUCGGGUUAUUUUCUCUAAGAUAGAAACAGCGGAAAAUGAAUACGAACAUGUUCACUUCUACGACAAUCCUACAGCUGCGCUAAACUACGUGUUGAUGAGUGUUAAUGGUGUCAUUGAUGUCCCUUUAGUCGUGUACUCUUCGACAGGAGGACUCACAUUGCUCUACGAUGAUACACGUUAUCCAGACAACGGAAAAGGUUACUCUGCUGAAGCUCAGGUCCUGGAUACAUCUUCAUCUUUUGAACUGGGUUUCUGCGGAGGUGAAAUCGUAUUGACAGAAUCGAUGCCUCGCUUUAAUUUUACUACUCCGUUGUACAAGAUGUCUUCACUGGCUGAGGUCGAUAUUAGUUGCGUCCUUUCCAUUACGAGCGACUCAGGACAACAAGUUCGAUUCAGGGUGCAUAACUUUGACAGUCCUUUGGAUUCAUUGCAAUCCAACCAACAUGGAUUCUGUGGCGGUACGGCUGACCUAACUAUGUCGACACCGAAACUUUCACUUUCCUCUCCCCUUUACAACAACCCGUCAACAAAAAGUCUGCACGUCGAUUGUUCAUUUCACAUCAAAAGUCCAGCUGGGCAAAAAGUCCUUUUGACAUUCUUGGAUAUCGAGACAACGACCGAUGAAAGAAUAUCAGUAUAUGAUCACCCGACAGCCACUAGUUCCCGUAUCGCCUAUCUAUAUGGGACCGUCAGGACGCCAACAGUCCUGUAUUCAUCGGAUGUCGGAUUGACAGUAAUCUUGGAAGACCGCAGUGAUGCUUACAACGGACCUGGUUAUGCAGCUGAGGCUAGUAUUCUUGACUUGCCGGCUUACCAACCUGGCUUCUGCGGCGGUUCGAUGGUUCUCAAUUUUACCACGCCUCGUGUUGCUUUUUCAACUCCAGUCUACGACAACCCGUUUGUAGACAAUGUUGUUACACUCUGCAAGAUGUACAUAAAAGCACCAACCAACUAUCAGGUUAAGCUCACUUUAAAAGUCAUCGAAACCAGUAUGGACAAGCAGAUUACAGUCUACGAUCAUCCCUCAUCAACUUCAUCCAGUUACCAACUGUUUCAUUUCUACGGUAUCUUGAACGGGAGUGCCAUCAUCAUUUCUACGCGUGGGGGACUGACGUUGGACAUGCAAGACGUGACAAGUCAUUACAAUGGAAAAGGUUUCAGUGCAGAAGCUCGAAUAUACGACUUCGGUGGGAUCUCGUCCACGGAGCUCGGAUUCUGUGGAGGUACAAUUGAAUUGAGCGAUGAACUACGUUUCGUCAACAUAUCGUCCCCAUUCUUCGGGAAUCCGCUGACUGCUGCCGAUGCAUUCAUGGAGUGUAUAAUGCACAUAAAAGCGCCUUCUGAAAAGCAAGUGGCUCUAACUUUCCUAGUCUUUAAUACUACUAACAAUGAAAUGGUUAGGGUGUAUGACCAUCCUUCAUCGGCUUCUUACAUGGUUGGUAGUUUUCAAGGUGAUCUGCAAGAUGGAGAUGCAGUCAUUGUUUCUUCCCGAGAGGGCAUCACUAUUGUUUAUGAAGAUGACAGUGCUUCUCCGAAUGGACCAGGAUUCCUUGCUCAAGCACAGAUUCAAGGUGGGCACGGCUGUUGGUUCUAA
Messenger RNA from Lytechinus variegatus (green sea urchin), 3726 nucleotides. RefSeq lists its product as uncharacterized. NCBI's taxonomy places the organism in Eukaryota, Metazoa, Echinodermata, Echinoidea, Temnopleuroida, Toxopneustidae. The coding region runs from base 49 to 3726 and encodes 1225 amino acids. The transcript is spliced from 10 exons. The record is from RefSeq and is a predicted model, not a curated record. Gene Ontology annotation, biological process: negative regulation of inflammatory response.